This is a messenger RNA of Yamadazyma jaroonii, 1128 nucleotides long. Lineage: Eukaryota; Fungi; Ascomycota; Pichiomycetes; Serinales; Debaryomycetaceae. The record is from the annotation of a GenBank genome assembly.
AUGGAUGAAUCAGUCAAGGAGAUAGAAUACAUUUCUGGACAACUCAAAGUUGGAGAAAUUGUUACCUACCAAGACAUUUCCCAUCAGUUUGGUGCUACUUACAAGAAAUCCAAAGUCAUUUUAUAUAAUUUCUAUAAGUCUAACAAGUCUAACUUUGUAGGGCAAUUCAUAAUAAAUGGAGUUAUUGAGGGAUCAACAGUUAUCAAGUUCAUUGAAUCUGAAAAGUUGAUUGAGGAGGCAGUCGAAAAAUUCGACAAGAUAGAUGAAAUCUAUUGUUAUUCCGUAACGCCUAAAACUGAAUUUUCACUCAAAGACUUUGCAAUUCAUAAUCAAAAGAAUGUCAUCAACACAGAUAAUUUGAACUAUUACCACAAGUUAGGAUUGAUUAAAGGGCCAGAAUUAGUUCCUGUCACGUCCUUCAAAACUUCCAAACUUACUGUUGCUGAACCAACUAAAACAUCCACUACUACAAAGGAAGUAUCUACCAAACCCAAGAAAGAGAAAACUAUUGGAUUGAUGUCUAACUAUGUAUCACGUAAACAAAAGCCUGCUGACACCGCAGGUUCCAAAAGAGCUGCCGAUCCUCCAAAAUAUCAAUAUAAAUCAAGGAAAUUGGAAAACAAAAAACCUGAAAAAGUUGUUGUGUCGAACGAUUUAGAAGCCGAUGAAUUUGAUGAAUUUGAUGAUAUGGAAGUUGAUACACCUGCUCCAUCAGUCCCUGCCCCUAAAACAAAACUUUCUGAUAUAUUCAAUGAUGACGAUGAUGACGAAGAGGAUAUAACAGAGGGUCAAAAGGAAGAGAACACCAAAAUACAGGAAUCUGAACAAGAAGAAGCUAUUCCGGAGCCUGAGGCUGAAACGAAGGAAGCCAGUGUUGAACCUCAAGUUGAACCUGAACCAGAAGCGGAGUCAGAAACUCAAGAACCUCAAGAACCUCAAUAUGAUGAAGAAGGUUAUUUAAUUACUUAUAAUACCAAAAAACCUAAAUCGAAACCAAAGCCAAAACCAAGAACAACCACUGAAACCAAAACUGAAAUCAAACAACCUGUUAAAUCAGCAGUUAAAGUAACUAAAGAUAAAAAAUCCAAACAACCAUCGGUAAUGAGUUUCUUCGGUAAGAAAAAAUAA